This is a messenger RNA of Lycium barbarum (goji berry), 639 nucleotides long. RefSeq lists its product as uncharacterized. The record is from RefSeq and is a predicted model, not a curated record. Lineage: Eukaryota; Viridiplantae; Streptophyta; Magnoliopsida; Solanales; Solanaceae. The transcript has 2 exons. The coding region runs from base 1 to 639 and encodes 212 amino acids.
AUGGUAACAUUAAGUAGAAUUAGUAGUGGGAUAGGGAAUCAUUUAUAUACUGAUGAGUGCACAACUGCUAUUGAAAGGAUAUCCUAUGCAAGGGUGUUAGUGGAAACGGACAUCACAAGGCCAUUACCAAACACUGUACAAGUCCUGGAUCCCAAUGGGAAAAUUUUUGACCAAGCUGUGCUGUAUGACUGGAAGCCAAUGUAUUGUGGUGUUUGUUUCCAACUUGGUCAUGACUGUUCCAAAGACAGACCAAAACCACCUGCAAAGCCUGUUCCUAAUGAGCCAAAGGCAACAAAGGAGACUGAUCAAGGAGCUAAAGAGGAUGUAUCUAAAGCUCACGGUCAGAAGCAAAAACUGGAAUGGAGGUCUAGAAAUAUGCAAGCUCACCAAACAGGCCCUCACAAAGUGGUUGUUAAUGUCACACCCCCACCAUCUGGGGUGGACUGGCAAUCAAUGGCACAAAAGACAACUGCUAGAGGUAAUAUGUUUCCCUCUACUGAUACUGCUUAUGGUUCAGUGAAUGAUACAGUAGAAAAGAUUAAUAUGAAUUAUGUAGCUUCCACCUCUCAGAGUGAAAUAACACAACUGAGUAGUGCAGUGAUUGAACUGGAGCCUAAGCCCCCUAAUGUUGUUCAAUGA